AUAAAUAUUAAAAAAUAAUAUUAAAAAUCAAAGGGCAUUUCGCUGAGAGGGGAAGUGAAGGUGAAGGAAAAACUGAAUGAGACUUGAUGCUGAUCCUUUGAGGCACGGUUAAAUCUACUUAGGAUAACAGCCCAAUUUCGCCGAACUGAUUCAUUCCUGAAAUUCAGCGAUCGUAUAUCUCAUUAGCAGGCUCUCUCCACAGUUCGCUGUUCCAUGCAGCUAUUUGCGAUGCGAUCGGAGUGGUUGUAGAGGGAUACAGAUUUCUGUGCAGACGCAUAUUUCAGAUCUUCUGAAGACGUAGAAGAUCUGAAGCUUCCGGAAUGAGCGCGUCCAGAUUCAUCAAGUGUGUGACGGUCGGCGACGGUGCCGUCGGCAAGACAUGCCUCCUGAUUUCCUACACAAGCAACACUUUUCCUACGGAUUACGUUCCCACUGUAUUUGACAAUUUCAGUGCCAAUGUAGUUGUCAAUGGGGCUACAGUUAACCUUGGGCUGUGGGAUACUGCUGGACAGGAGGAUUAUAAUAGAUUAAGACCGCUGAGUUAUCGUGGAGCUGAUGUUUUCAUUUUGGCAUUUUCUCUCAUUAGUAAAGCCAGCUAUGAAAAUGUAUCCAAAAAGUGGAUCCCUGAGUUGAAACAUUAUGCCCCUGGCGUGCCAAUAGUUCUUGUUGGAACUAAACUUGACCUUCGUGAUGAUAAGCAGUUCUUUGUAGACCAUCCUGGUGCUGUUCCGAUAACUAGUGCUCAGGGAGAGGAGCUCAGGAAAUCGAUCGAUGCCUCAGCCUAUAUUGAAUGUAGUUCAAAGUCACAGCAGAACGUGAAAGGAGUGUUCGAUGCUGCAAUUAAAGUUGUGCUCCAACCACCCAAGCAGAAGAAAAAGAAGGGAAAAUCUCAGGCCUGCUCCAUUUUGUGAUCAACAUAUAUGUAGGUCCAAGAAUAUUCCGAUUUACGCUAUCCUCAAUGAAUUUCCCUUUUAUUUGCCUUUGUUUCCGGUCCUCCUCGGGUGUGACAUGAAGCUCUUAAGUGCCAUGGUCACAUGUUGCAAUGAUGAAAAACAUUUGAUUUUCUUUAUUAAUGAUGACAAACAUGAUUUAAUGACUAACGUUUAGGACAGUGGUAUUGCCUUUCAAUUU
This is a messenger RNA of Cuscuta campestris, 1131 nucleotides long. Lineage: Eukaryota; Viridiplantae; Streptophyta; Magnoliopsida; Solanales; Convolvulaceae. The record is from the annotation of a GenBank genome assembly.